This is a messenger RNA of Dentiscutata erythropus, 120 nucleotides long. NCBI's taxonomy places the organism in Eukaryota, Fungi, Glomeromycota, Glomeromycetes, Diversisporales, Gigasporaceae. The record is from the annotation of a GenBank genome assembly.
AUGAUAAAUUAUGAAGAUCUAUUUAUGAUGGAGGAACAAGAUUAUAUCACUGAUUAUGCUAUGGAUUCUGAAUAUGAAAAAAGUGCAAAAAGCACUUACAAGCAAAAUGAAAAAAGUAGA